Molecule: messenger RNA, 3704 nt
Organism: Drosophila innubila
Lineage: Eukaryota; Metazoa; Arthropoda; Insecta; Diptera; Drosophilidae
Gene: AdamTS-B
Product: A disintegrin and metalloproteinase with thrombospondin motifs 7
Exons: 14
Coding region: 505-3549 (1014 amino acids)
Biological process (GO): extracellular matrix organization; proteolysis
Cellular component (GO): extracellular matrix
Molecular function (GO): metalloendopeptidase activity
Source: RefSeq, a predicted model, not a curated record
UCGCUUUGUAAUCUCAUUUUCUGCGUGUGCUUUAUCAGCAGAGCGCGUGUAGUGCGCAUGCGCAACAACAACAAAUGCUGAAAAACGGAAACAGAAACUAAUUCAAAAUCGAAAUUCGCUUAGUCAUCGAAAAUUGUUGUUUUUUGUAUCAUUAUUAGCAUUAUCGUCACCAUAAUUACAACAAGCGACGUCGUCGGCAUUUGCGGUUACCGUCUUUACGGGCUUCAUUCAGAACAAAAUUACAAAAAAACUUAAUAAAUAAAAAAAAAAAAAACAAUCGCAGGCAGAGAGGCAACAAUAAACGCGGACAAUUACUGAUUAGCGCCCAGGUGGGGAAUCGCUUUAUGGGCGAGCAUAUAAUGCAAUCGCUGCCAUGUGUCCACUAAUUGCCAAGCUGCUGAGACGCAUUGACAACGGCUAAGACAUCCCAAGAGGAACCGAAAGCUGAAAGCAGAUAGAAGAAAGACAGAAAGAGUUAGUGUGAUUGAAGAAAUCUACUUAAGAAUGAGAAUAAAGCGAUUUUGUGUGAGCACCCUGCUCUGCUUGUGGUUCUGCUAUGGAACUGGCCUUCAGCUUUAUGGCCUUCACACAGAUGCGCUACUGGAGGGCGAGGGGCAGCUGGUGGUACCGCGACGUGUGCAUGCCGAUGGCGCGUUUAUGACACACACACUCAAGUAUGCCCACGAUCGGGAUCAUCGACGGCAUCGGCAUCGGCGUAGCGCCGACCAGACACUGGAACCAAAUGCACAGCCAGAGUUGCAUUUUCAGCUGCCGUUGGCCAAUGAGACGCUGCACCUGGAACUGACGCCACACAGCUACUUUCUGGCGCCGCUUCUGGUUGUGGAGCGACAUCGUCGGGAUUUGAGAACCCGUUCAUCACCCUCUGCGCAUCAGCUCAACUGUCAUUUUCAUGGCAAGGUGCGUGGUCAGCCGUCGGCCAAUGUCGCCAUAUCUACCUGCUCCGGUCUGGUGGGGCACAUUAAGACGGCCAGCAAUGAGUAUUACAUAGAGCCAUCCAAGCAUUCUGCGGCGCAUCCAAUCAACGGCCAUCCGCAUGUUGUGUUCCAGCGUUCCUCGGUGAAGCCCAAGCAGAAGGCAACAAAGCAGAGGCGUCGACACAAGCGCAAGCGAAAGGAGCAUCGCAACAAGGGACACGUGAGCAAUUGCGGGACACGUGAGCCGCGGCCACGCAUGGAAACGCGUCUGGAGUGGCAGCCGAGUGGCAAGUUCAAGAUUCAAGGAGGUCGCCAAGUCCGUCGCCCGCACCACCGCAACCAACACAACUAUCACAACCAUCAUCAUCAUUAUCAUCAUCAUCAUCAGCAUCACACACAGCCGCACACUAAAUUCAAAUACGACACUCAGUCGGAGGAGCAUGGCAGACAACGGGACAGACGUUCGAUUAGCAGUCCAAGGCACGUGGAGACACUCAUUGUGGCGGAUGCGACAUUGUCGGCAUUUCACAAGGAUGUCACUGGCUAUUUGCUGACCAUCAUGAAUAUGGUAUCCGCACUAUACAAAGAUCCCAGCAUUGGCAAUGCCAUUGAGAUCGUUGUGGUGCGCAUCAUUGAGCUGCAUGAUAAUGAUACGGAGCCCAUGCUGAAUCUAACGCAGAAUGCACAAAAGAAUCUCGAUCGAUUCUGCAGCUGGCAGCACAAACACAAUUCGGUGAGCGAGAAUGAUCCGCAUCAUCAUGAUGUCGCCAUACUGAUAACGCGCAAAAACAUUUGCGGCAACAAUUGCAUGACUCUGGGAUUGGCCAAUGUGGGCGGCAUGUGCAAGCCAAAGCAAUCGUGCAGCGUCAACGAGGACAACGGCAUCAUGCUCUCCCACACGAUCACGCACGAAUUGGGGCACAACUUUGGAAUGUUUCACGACACGGCCAAGAUUGGUUGCCAUCCACGGAUGGGUUCGAUAGUGCACAUCAUGACGCCGACAUUUGGGGCGGAUACGCUGCAGGUUUGCUGGUCGAAUUGCAGUCGCAAGUAUAUCACCCAUUUUCUUGACCAGGGAUUGGGCGAGUGCCUGGACGAUUCACCGGAGAAUGCCAAUGAGUACACGUAUCCGGAGGCGCUGCCAGGGGAGCGUUACAAUGCAAAGCGGCAGUGCCGCAUGCAAUUCAAUUUGACGACGGACAGCGAUGUGGGCGCUUGCUCGGCACCACACGAGUUCUGUUCGACGUUGUGGUGUCGCGUCGAUGGCGAGUGUGUGACCAACAUGCGGCCCACGGCACCAGGCACCGCUUGUGGCAAGAACAAGUGGUGCCAGAAUGGCAAAUGCGUUCGCAUGCAGGAGAUGCCGCCCAUUGAAGGCGGCUGGGGCAAUUGGAGCGAGUGGAGCGAAUGCUCACGCACCUGCGGCGGCGGUGUAUCCAUUCAGCAGCGGGAAUGCGACUCACCCGUGCCAGCCAAUGGCGGCGCCUUCUGCAUUGGCGAGCGCAAGCGCUAUAAGAUCUGCCGCAAGAAGCCCUGUCCGGAGCACGAGCCCAGCUUUCGGGCACAGCAGUGUGCACGCUAUGACAAUGUUAGCUAUCAGGGUGCCACAUACAAGUGGCUGCCGUUCUUUGACAAGAACAAUCCCUGUCGACUGUUUUGCAGCGAUGUGGAUGACACGAUCAUUGCCAAUUGGGGCGAAACAGUUCUAGAUGGCACACCCUGUACGCUGGGCACGAACAAUUUGUGCAUCGAUGGCAUCUGCAAGAAAGUUGGUUGCGAUUGGAUCGUUGACUCGGACGUGCAGGACGAUCGUUGCGGUGUCUGUGGCGGUUCUGGUGAUCAAUGCAAGCCCAUAAAGGAGAUCUACAGGGAGGCAUUUAACGUUAGCGACGGUGUCUACGUGGAGAUCGUUAACAUUCCCGCUCGAGCACGUCACAUUUUGAUCAAGGAGCUGUCCAAUUCGACCCACUUUAUGGCAAUUGGGCGAGCUGAGGGGAAUGAUAAGUUCUAUUUGAAUGGCGACAGCUUAAUCUCCAUGCCUGGUGAACUUGAGAUCGCCGGUGCUGAGAGCCUUUACGAUCGCCAGGACGAGCAGGAGACCAUCAAAAUACCUCAGCCCAUACAGCAUUCGAUAGCGUUAUACGCGAUCGUGCGCGGCAACGAAAGCAACACGGGCAUCUACUAUGAGUUCACGCUGCCAGCGUUUAAUGUCAGUGCGGGAAGACAGUAUCACUGGCGCCUCAGCAACUGGACAGCCUGCUCAGUCAGCUGCGGCGGGGGUGUCCAGCAUCGAGAGCCUAUCUGCCAUGAGAAUGGCAAAUUGUUGGCCGAUAAGCUGCCCUGCUGGACGCAUGCGAAGAACAAGCGUCCAUUGCGUCAGACUCGCGCUUGUGCCGCACAACAGUGUCCGGCGCAUUGGUGGCCAGGUCCCUGGCAAUUCUGUCCAGUCACCUGCCGUCAGCCGGACGCACCGAUGCCUCAGAGGCGUCGAUCCAUUGUCUGUCUCGAUCAGCACGAUGUCGUCGUCGCGAAUGCCCAGUGCAAUCCUCUGUCCAGACCACCCGAAACGGAGCCAUGUGAGGCGACGCUGCCCGAGUGCAGGACAAAGCUCUGAGCUCUGAGUUGCACUUGGCAAUCGUUUCUAGGACUUGCAACUGCAACUAGGUACGAUAAUGCAUAAUGGAGAAGGAAACUAUUUAUUGCUACCAAUAAAUCUAAAGCUAGUUUAAGUGAGCUACCAAUAAAAUCCAGACAGACAUGCAAUACAUA